Messenger RNA from Scatophagus argus, 2037 nucleotides. RefSeq names its product C1q and TNF related 2 (gene c1qtnf2). Bases 352 to 1278 code for a protein of 308 amino acids. Gene Ontology annotation, molecular function: protein binding. The record is from RefSeq and is a predicted model, not a curated record. NCBI's taxonomy places the organism in Eukaryota, Metazoa, Chordata, Actinopteri, Scatophagidae. The transcript is spliced from 3 exons.
CACCUAUGCAAACCACUUUGUGUUACUGUACUUUAUCGUGACUUCUAACAAAAUCCUGAUCUCUACUUUUUGUCGUGUUUUUAGUAUCCUGUUUCCACACUAUGAAUGAAUGCGUGAUGACUCGCAGCUUCAGCUGUCCAAUACAGCUGCGCUGACUUGAAUUUAAUAACAUCAUGGUGAAAGUAUUUGUUGGCAGCGUGAACAGGGCGGAUGUUAUGGACUGUGACUCGCUGGGCUGCACAUUUCUCUGCAGCGCUUCUCUUGAAGAAUGAUAUUUUAUCCGAUUAUUGGAAAAUUAUGUAAGAAAGUCUGCACUUUCACGCAGAAAAAGAACUCGCACAGAGCUGAAAAAUGCCCAUGGGUCAUCAUUUCUCAACUGUGACCAUCAUGCUCCAGAUGUGUGUGAUGUUCUGUUUGCUGUCACUUGUCUUCUCUCAGUCAACGUAUGCCUCACCUAAGAAAGGUCGCAACAUCACCAUCCACUCCUCCCAGCUGCUCUGCAGUCUGCCGGGCCCAGCAGGGCCGGCAGGAACUCCCGGAGCCCCCGGAUCACCAGGGGCCAUGGGCCCCAUGGGGCCCCCGGGGAAGGAUGGUCCAGAUGGGAAAGAUGGAGAGAAGGGAGAAAAGGGAGAUGGAGGUGAUCCAGGAAGGCCCGGGAACCCGGGCAAGCCAGGUGUGAAAGGUCGUGAAGGUGUCAUUGGCAAGGCUGGACCUCGAGGACUUAAGGGGCUACGAGGACCACCAGGGGUAGCUGGUAAACGAGCACAAAAAGGAGAGACGGGUGACGUGGGCCAGCAAGGGCCUCCUGGAGGCUGUAACUGUGGCAGGGCAGCACGAUCGGCCUUCUCUGUGGCGGUGACAAAGAGCUACCCUAAAGAGCGACUGCCUAUCCGCUUCAGCAGGAUCCUGCUGAAUGAAGGAAAUCACUACAACGCAAGCAGUGGCAAGUUUGUCUGCGCCAUUCCUGGGGUCUAUUAUUUUACAUAUGAUAUCACUCUGGCAAAUAAGCACCUGGCCAUUGGGCUGGUCCACAAUGGACAGUACAAGAUCAAGACAUUUGAUGCGAAUACAGGGAACCAUGAUGUGGCGUCUGGUUCUACUGUUCUCCAACUGGAGCAGUCAGACCAGGUCUGGCUGCAGAUCUUCUACUCCGAGCAGAACGGACUCUUCUUUGACCCUUUCUGGACAGAUAGCACCUUCACCGGCUUUCUUAUUUUUGCUGACCAGGACUAUCUCAAUGAGGCUGAUAGAAAGGCGAACGCUCAGGAUGACAGUUAAUACUCCAUUACUGAAAUAUCUUUGUCUUAUUCUUCAUAACUGCCCUAUUUUGAAAUCAAAGUGUUAUGAAAGUCCGUGUCUGCAGAGAGAGCUCAGCUCAACAAUGGUACGCCUAACAGUAUAUUUCGGUUGUUUGUUGUGACACCAGGGGGCGCACGAGGAGAGGAAAAAGUCAAGUUGGUGAAAUGACUUGAAAUGAUUUGGUACUGAAAAUGUAUGUGUUGUGACUGCAGUAUUUUCCAUAGUGCUAUACUUAGGGCAAAAUUUCUUGAAAACUUCUCUAAUAAGUGACACAAUUAUUUUCUUUUAUAUUUAUCUAAGAGGAACCGCAAGGUUGCCAUAUUUUUCCGUUUUUCAGGAGAUGGCAUGGCACAGAGUCUUCGUCUGAAAUGCCAUGUAAAAAAUUAAUUUAUUUGUAGUAAUACUGUAAUUUCUUCAUUCAGCUUUUCGAUAUUUAGUGAUGCAUUAAAAUGAUAAUAAGUCAGUAGUGGCUAACAUGUUUUUAGCAUGCGUUACUGCAAUAUUCCUUAAAUCCACCAGGUGGGAGGGUUCUCUGGAUUAACAAAAAUAUAAGAAACGGUUUAAUUUCACUUACAAAAAAAAAAAAAAAAAAAGAUGAAUUAAGAAAACCGGGAUGUGAAUGAUGAAGAGAGAAGACCAACAGAGAAACAGACAGCUGUAUGUGUCUUGUAUUGUUGGCAAUAAUCCUGAUUUAUGUCAUGAUUUGGAUAGCUUCCACAUGCCGUUUGUUUUAGCUGC